Molecule: messenger RNA, 1623 nt
Organism: Conger conger (European conger)
Lineage: Eukaryota; Metazoa; Chordata; Actinopteri; Anguilliformes; Congridae
Gene: nuf2
Product: UF2 component of NDC80 kinetochore complex
Exons: 14
Coding region: 138-1481 (447 amino acids)
Biological process (GO): attachment of mitotic spindle microtubules to kinetochore; mitotic spindle organization; kinetochore organization
Cellular component (GO): kinetochore; Ndc80 complex
Molecular function (GO): protein-containing complex binding
Source: RefSeq, a predicted model, not a curated record
UUUACUCCAUGCAUAAGGUGGCGAUACUAACUCAGCCUCGGCUUACGCUGGUCCGCUUUUUAUUUGAAAAGAACAGCAGCGGAAGUAAGCAAAGCGCGAAAAUUAAAAAUAAGUUCGGUGAGGAAUAAAGCAGAACAAUGACGGACAACACCUUCCCAAUCAGCAAAGUGGAUGUUCUCGUACAGUUUUUUCGUAACGAGGUCUUCACUUUUCAGGAGGCAAAACAGUUUAGUAAAAAUGACAUAACUCCGACCCCUAAGCCGGAUGCAAUUCAGAAACUCUACAUGAGAAUCUUACAGCUCCUGUAUCCUAUCAGGCCAGAAUGUCAUUACAUGAUGCCUGAGAAUGUCUCCAUGGCGCAGGAGUGGGUCAUCCCCCUUUAUCUACGCAUGUGUCAGUUUUUGCCAGUGUGUCAUAUAUAUGACUUUCAAUUUAAUGAUCUGCUUAAUCCAAAAGCCAAACGGACCAUCACCAUUUUGAGUGGCAUUAUGAACUUCCUUCAUUUCAGAAAACUCAGACUAGAGAUGAUCUCAGAGAACCAGCAGUCAUUUAGAGCUUUCACAGACAAAUUGCAAGCUUACACCAGGGGUGUGAAGGAGGCGGAGAGGCAGAUCGAGAAGCUAACGACCAUCCCCCCAGAGCAGCAGGCCGAGGCCAAGGAGCUGGCCGCAGCCCUGUCUGAGCUGCAGAACACCACUGCACACCAGUACCAGGAAAUGAACACAUUGAAUGAGCAGAUUGCUGAGUGGAAAACGGAAAUUGCUGAAAGGUCCCAGAAACUGGCCCAGAAGAAGGUGGAUGUGGCCACUUUGAAGGAGGACAUUGCCAAGCUCAAGUCUCAGAUUGUGGAGUCUCCUGAGGAGCUGAAAAACGAAAUGGAGAGAAUGAAGGAGAACGUGAAGAACAUCAAGCUUUCUAAAGAGCGUGCGGACGAGCGGCUGGUGGAGCUGCAGAUCAGUGUGCAGGGAGUGACCCAGAUCGAGACGGAGAUCCAGCUCCUCUACAAGCUGCUGCAGGACCUCCAGAGCGGCAUGGAUAAGAUGAAGAUUCAGCUGGACGAGGCCCAGGCUGUGGUGACUCUCAAGGAGAAGCUGGAGAAGGAGCUGAAGAAGCUGGUGGCAGAGGAGAGCCAGGGAAAGAGAGCCCUGGGGAUGAAAACCGACAAAAUGUCCAAGCAGCAGAUCCGCCGGCAGAGGGCGAGGGAGAUGAGGGAGCAGCAUCAGCAGAGCUGCAUCGGUCAAUAUGACCAGGUGCACCAGAAAAGAGAGGAGAUUGUGGAGCAGAUACAGGAAAUCAGCAGGGAAACUCAGCAGAGCAAAGCAAAGAUUCAGGGACUGAGGGAUGUCUGCAGCCAGGAAACCGACAAGGCACAGGCCCUGUAUGACCGCCUGCUGGCUACUCUGGACCAGUUCCACGAGCGAAUCGAGAACCACGCUGUUCAGGGGAGCGAAUACAUCAUGAAAAUGAAAACACAUUAUUAGUCUGUACUUCUCUCCUUCACACCUUUCCUGUCUUGCUCCUUUCUGUCACUUUGAGUAUUUGUCUCCUGGACCUUGUAUACGUUUCUGUAUUUACUGUCUUUUAUCCUGUACAAAUGUCAAAUAAAACAUUUCAGAAAUUCAA